AUGAACCUAAGCUUCUUCGAUCAAUUCUCGAGUCCAUCACUUCUAGGAAUCCCACUGAUUCUCAUCUCAAUAACAUUCCCAGCCCUACUUCUUCCCUCCCUAGACAACCGAUGAAUUACCAAUCGCCUCUCAACACUCCAACUUUGAUUCAUCAACCUAGUCACAAAACAACUAAUAAUACCCCUAAACAAAAAAGGACACAAGUGAGCCCUAAUCCUAACGUCCCUUAUAAUCUUCCUCCUAUUAAUCAAUCUACUAGGUCUAUUACCAUACACAUUCACCCCAACCACCCAACUAUCCAUAAAUCUAGCCCUAGCAUUCCCCCUAUGACUUGCCACUCUACUAACAGGCCUACGAAACCAACCAUCCGCUUCCCUAGGCCACCUCCUCCCAGAAGGCACCCCAACCCCACUAAUCCCAGCCCUAAUUUUAAUCGAAACAACAAGUCUACUUAUUCGCCCACUAGCCCUAGGAGUACGGCUAACAGCCAACUUAACAGCAGGCCACCUACUCAUUCAACUCAUCUCCACAGCCACAACAGCCCUAUUCUCAACGAUACCAGUAGUUUCCCUACUAACUUUACUAGUCCUGUUCCUACUAACAAUCCUGGAAGUAGCAGUAGCAAUAAUUCAAGCCUACGUCUUCGUGCUUCUAUUAAGCCUUUACCUUCAAGAAAACAUCUAA
This is a messenger RNA of Onychostruthus taczanowskii (white-rumped snowfinch), 684 nucleotides long. NCBI's taxonomy places the organism in Eukaryota, Metazoa, Chordata, Aves, Passeriformes, Passeridae. The record is from the annotation of a RefSeq genome assembly.